This is a messenger RNA of Lingula anatina, 2136 nucleotides long. RefSeq names its product dynein regulatory complex subunit 3-like. The record is from RefSeq and is a predicted model, not a curated record. Gene Ontology annotation, cellular component: cilium. Gene Ontology annotation, molecular function: protein binding. Lineage: Eukaryota; Metazoa; Brachiopoda; Lingulata; Lingulida; Lingulidae.
CCUUGACAACAGGCGCCAUAUUAGAGGACUUCGAAUACGACGAUUUUUUCAAAGCAAGGUACUGGAGUUCCAGUAGUUCAAAAUGAGCCGGCUGUAUGACACAGUGGAGCCAUCUGUGAUAGAUGAUGAUAUGCUCCAUAAAGCAGUGGAGGAACAGGGACCCAAAGAGGAGGCUGGCAGGAUUGCCAAAGCUGAGGGAAUUGAUUUUGCAGAUGUCAAGUCACUCAGAUUGGAUUUUAAAAAUAUUUUGAAGAUAGACAAUCUUUGGUGCUUUGACAGUUUGACCAAGUUGCAGCUGGACAACAACAUUAUAGAAAAGAUAGAGGGACUAGACACACUGACCAACCUGAUAUGGCUAGACUUAUCAUUCAACAACAUAGAAGCUAUUGAAGGCUUGGAGAAAUUAACAAAACUCCAGGAUUUGACAUUAUACAACAAUAGAAUUUCCAAAAUAGAAAACAUGGACUGUCUACCUGACUUGCAGGUCUUCUCUAUAGGAAACAAUGAAUUGGAUGAAUUAGAAAAUGUUAUUUAUUUAAGGAGAUUCAAAAGACUGAAAACUUUAAAUUUGAAUGGAAAUCCAUUUUGUAAAGUGUGUGUCCAGGAAGAAAACCCAGAGGAUGGUUCAGAAGCUGUGUAUACUGAGAAUCAAGACUACAGACCAUUUAUCAUUGCAUAUCUCCCAUCUCUAGAUUAUCUUGACUACAGGUUAAUAGAUGAAAAUACACGGGCUGCUGCAAAUGAGAAAUAUCACUUAGCAAUUGAAGAACUUACACACAACGAAGAAGUGGAAAAUAAGAAAGAGGAAGAGAGGCAAGCCAAAGAAAAAGAACACAAUCUACAUAAGGCUGCCUAUGUUGAGAAUAUGGAUGGCCCUGCAUUGUUCCAUGCUAUGUACACAGAAGAUGCUGAAGGACAGAAACUGGCUGACAUGCCUGGGGUGGAUGAAAUGCUUGUUGUUUAUAAAGAAAAGUAUGUGGCUACAUGUCACCAAAUAUUUGAAUAUGGUCUCCAAGAGCAUGAAAGACGAAUGGAGGAAGUUAAUCAGUUCUGGGACUGCAUUGAAGAGGCAAAGAGGGAAAACAAGGAAAUGGGAAUGAAACAGAUAAACCAAUUUAUGGAAUAUAAGAAGAGGCUGUUCCAAGAGUUAACACAUCUGACAGACCAGCAAGUGUUGGAUAACAAGAUCACAGAGUACAACAAACGUCUCCAGGAACUGUGGGAUAAACUAAUGGGACUGGAGCUACAAUUGGUGGAUCAGUUAGAGGAAGCCACCAAGGACUUUGAAAGAAAUCUGUCCGAUUUGGUCUCAAGUUUCAUAGAGAACUGUCAGGGUCACAUUUCUGCCCUGAGAGACCUGGAGAACAUACACCAUGAGAAACUACUGGAAAUAUCUAUUGUCACCCUGGAGAAGGUAGUGAAGAAUGAACUGGAUGAGGAAAUCCCGGAAGAUCUCAGACUGUUGUUUGUUGACAAGGACACAAUCAUCAAUGCAGUGAGUAGUUCUCAUGAUAUCCACUUACUAAAGAUAGACAACAGAGAAGAUGACAUAGUGACCAGGAUCAACCAGUGGAUGUCACAGCUCAUGACAAAGAUACACGAGGAAGAGGAGGUGAAGAGAAAUCGAAUGAGGGUGUCAGAAAUAAACAAUCUUAUUGACCACUUGCGAGAAGAGAUGGAUACCUUGGAUCUGCAGCUUGGAUAUAAUUAAAUCUCUGAGAAGCAUAAAAUCAAUGGCAGAGCUGGUAUUUGAAGAGGCAUUUCCUUGCCUUGGUAUUUAUCUGUGGUAGGAUGCAAUGACUGUUUGAAAGAUGUUUUGAAGUCUUUACAUGCUGCAUGUUACAUAGGAGAAUAAACUGUUGUGAUCCAUUUUAUAUGGUGGUUUUCCAAGAAUAACUGUGAUACAUGUACCCCUGGCAACUGCAUUUCCUGGAAUUAAAAAUUACAUCAAAUCCCAGAGCUUCAUCGGAGGUCUGCCUCUAUGAACAUGGUUUAGUUCAGUAAAUAUGUAACAUACAAAUAUCAUCAUUGUACUCCCAUUUCUAGUAAAACUUGGGUGAAACAUAGUUUUCUUCAGAUAUCAGUUUAUGUAUAACGUCUUGCUUGGUUGCUCUUUAUCAUUCUUGAAGAUGUAAU